Entamoeba invadens IP1 is the source of this 756-nucleotide messenger RNA. RefSeq names its product serine/threonine protein kinase HT1, putative. Gene Ontology annotation, biological process: protein phosphorylation. The record is from RefSeq and is a predicted model, not a curated record. The transcript has a single exon. Gene Ontology annotation, molecular function: protein kinase activity; ATP binding. NCBI's taxonomy places the organism in Eukaryota, Evosea, Mastigamoebida, Endamoebidae. The coding region runs from base 1 to 756 and encodes 251 amino acids.
AUGUCCAAACUGAGGAAUCCGUUUAUAGCAAGUUACAUGGGGUCGGUCACUUAUAUUCCACAAGUGUCGAUGGUCAUCCAAUUCUUUAUUCUAGGCUCACUUGGUGAAUAUCUGAGACAAGAAAAAGAAGACUAUGUCAAGAUCCCAUACAAGUUGAAAGUGCGGAUGUUGUUUGACACAUCACGUGGAAUGCAAUUUCUUCAUGAAAACAGAAUUAUGCACUUGGACUUGAAACCCGACAACUUGUUGGUCAAUUCACUUGACCCAAACAGUGCUUGCUCUAUUAAAAUCACAGACUUUGGAACAUCACGAUUCACAAAAAAAUCGAUUAAAAAUAGAGAAGACAAAGGACUUGGAACACCAAUCUAUGCCGCUCCAGAAACUUACAAAGAUGAAUACACCUUUGCAGGUGAUGUUUAUUCAUUUGCUAUAACAGCCUGGGAACUGUUUUACCAAGUCGAACCAUAUGAUCAACUCAAGUCUAUUUUCGAAAUCAAAAAACACGUCGAAGAAGGAAUGAGGCUUUCAUUUGAUCAGAAUAUUCCGGCAUUAUACAAAAAUUUGGUUGAAGAAUGUUGGAGAAGUGAUCCAAAAGAUCGGCCUUCCUUCGAUCAAGUUACAUUAAAACUUGUGAAAAUAGAUGAAGACGUUCAACGUCAAUAUCAUUUGAAUAUUCUAAAUGAGAUGGACCAUCUUGAUUACGUCAUAGAAAAACGGAGUGAACGCGUUAAAAGGAAUUUAUAUGAAAUAAGUUGA